Sinocyclocheilus grahami is the source of this 4319-nucleotide messenger RNA. RefSeq names its product suppression of tumorigenicity 18 protein-like. The coding region runs from base 115 to 2859 and encodes 914 amino acids. NCBI's taxonomy places the organism in Eukaryota, Metazoa, Chordata, Actinopteri, Cypriniformes, Cyprinidae. The transcript has 19 exons. Gene Ontology annotation, cellular component: nucleus. Gene Ontology annotation, molecular function: RNA polymerase II cis-regulatory region sequence-specific DNA binding; DNA-binding transcription factor activity, RNA polymerase II-specific; zinc ion binding. Gene Ontology annotation, biological process: regulation of transcription by RNA polymerase II. The record is from RefSeq and is a predicted model, not a curated record.
CAUGAAUGUCACACUCACAUCUUAGAACAGCUGAAGAAACGUGUGUGCAGUAACCGGAGCGGCCCGUGGGGACCUCGCAGAACAUCUUAAUCAUUACAGGCCAAACAAACUAAGAUGGAGUCUGACAGUGAAGAGAAUCGCAGUGAAACAUGUGAUGUUCUGCCUGACUGCAUUGCUGAGGCGCCCAGCUUGCAUCUCGGAGCGGGUAAAAAGCGGCCGUCCGCAGAAGGGGCCCACGGGGCGCCAGUCAACAAGAGGAAAUCGCUCCUGAUGAAGCCCCGCCACUACAGUCCCAGUCCCUGCCCCAGCGAGGGGGACGGCGAGGAAGACCUGGCAAGUGCUCAGGACAAAGACGCACCCAGGAACACUGACACUCCAGCAGAUGAGGACUUCAAUGGUGGUGAUGUUCUAGAAGACACUAUCUAUCACAACACAAAGUCUCACCACUUGUUGUCAUGGUUAGAACAAACGAGUAAAGGUUCGCCAAACCUGGCGGCUCAGAUAUCUGAACACCAGAAUGAGCAAGAGGAGGAGGAACACAACCAGGACUUUGAAGACAAAAACCAGGAGGAGAUCAGAGCCUGUUAUCACCUGUCUCCAGACACAGAGGCAGAUGAAGAAGAAUGGAGCACUCCACCGUCCCUAACGAAGGUCAACGGGAUCCAUCACAGCCCCAGUCCACCUGCAGACGAUACUCUUAUGAAGAGACUCCGAAUUGGACAGCAGCUGCACGAAGAUGCCCUCUCUGCUUACAUGAACAGAAACAGUGCAGGGAUCUUGAUGGAGGAGUAUGGCUCUGCAAGAGAGUUCAGCGACAGUGAGGAGGAUCUCCAGACGCCCAGGAUGGAGGAGCGAGGAGGUGUUUGGGGCCCAGGUCUGGUGGCCAGACGUCUGGAGCUGGACAGGGCCCGACUAAACCUCAGUCUUCUAGAGCAGGCCAUGGUGCUGCAGUCUGAACAUAGACAGGUCCUCCACAGUGCCUACAAAGACAUGGACCGCUUCCUCCUGGAGCAGAUGAACCAUGAACGGAGGCAGCAGCGGAUGCUGGAGAUAGAUGCUCAGACCAUGUACCACAGCAGCAAAGAUUCCCCUCGGACAGAAAAGAAAGACAUCAAAUGUCCGACCCCGGGCUGUGAUGGGACGGGUCAUGUGACAGGCCUCUACCCUCAUCACCGGAGUCUAUCAGGAUGUCCCCACAAAGUCAGAGUGCCCCCAGAGAUCCUCGCCAUGCAUGAAAACGUCCUCAAGUGUCCGACACCUGGCUGUACAGGAAGAGGUCAUGUCAACAGUAACCGUAGCACGCAUAGAAGGUCAGAAAACAACUGGAUUAUACCAUUCCCCUGUUUUCUGGGUCCCGGAGGUCAUAUGAUCAUGGCCGGAGACAACAGCCCCAGUCGCCAUAAAGCCCAAAGCAACGCCCUCCAGUCCAACAUCGCAUCUGCAGCCAUCCUCAACCUCUCCACCCGUUGCCGAGACAACGGCGAGGCCCUGCCCCCCAGCCGGCCCCUGGCAUCAUCCACAAAGGAUUCACUGAUAGAGGUAGACGAGAAUGGAACGCUGGAUUUAAGUAUGAAGAAAAAGAGAGAAAAGGCGAGGGACUCUCCUGUGAUGCCGGCAUUAGGAGAUGCCCUUUUCACCCCACCUGAACCUUCUCUAGCCAAAGCAGCGGGUCUCCAGAUCUCCCCGGCAAUCUACCGCGUCCUCUACGAACAGGACGCCUGGGACACGCCGCUGAACUACAGCAAAACACCUGUGCAACAAGACAAAGAGAUGGAUCAGUUGGAUAAGGCGUCCCUCGAGGAUAAAGCAUACAACGGUGAUGCAAACAUGGCAAGUGCAAAAAACAAGAUGUUCAUAAGAGACAACAAGAAAGAGCUGAUGAGUUGUCCAACGCCAGGUUGUGAUGGUAGUGGUCAUGUGACAGGAAAUUAUGCGUCACAUAGAAGUGUAUCCGGUUGCCCAUUGGCCGAUAAGACCCUGAAAUCACUAAUGGCUGCUAGUUCUCAAGAGCUCAAGUGCCCAACUCCUGGCUGUGACGGCUCAGGUCAUGUGACAGGAAACUAUGCAUCUCAUAGGAGUCUGUCAGGGUGCCCUCGUGCCAGGAAAGGAAGCUUGAAGCUCACGCCAAGCAAAGAGGACAAAGAAGAGCCAGAGAUGAAGUGCCCAGUGGCAGGUUGUGACAGUCAGGGCCACGUGUCAGGUAAAUACACAUCUCAUCGCAGCGCAGGAAGUUGCCCCAUCGCCACCAAACGGCAGAAGGAGAGCUCGGUGAACGGAUCGGCCUUCUCCUGGAAGCUCUGUAAACAGGAGCUUCCACACUGCCCUCUGCCCGGCUGCAACGGCUUGGGUCACGCCAACAACGUCUUUAUCACACACAGGAGUUUGUCAGGAUGUCCACUAAACGCCCAGAGUAUCAAGAAGAAACUCUCCGAUGAGGAGAUGAUGACCAUCAAACUCAAAACCAGCAGCGGUAUUGAAAACAAUGAAGACAUGCAGCACUUGGAUCACGAAAUAAAGGAGCUAAAUGAAUCCAAUCUGAAGAUAGAAGCAGACAUGAUGCAGCUCCAGACUCAGAUUUCAUCCAUGGAGUGCAACCUGAAGACUAUUGAGGAGGAGAAUAAAAUAAUCGAGCAGCACAACGACAGUCUGUUGAAGGAGUUAGCGCGUCUCAGUCAAGCACUUAUCAGCAGUCUCACAGAUAUCCAGCUGCCGCAAAUGGGUCCGAUAAAUGAACAGAACUUCGAAGCAUAUGUGAACACGUUGACGGAUAUGUACAACAAUUCAGAGCAGGAGUAUUCACCUGAAUGCAAAGCCUUACUGGACAGCAUCAGACAGGCCAUCAAGGGCAUUCACGUAUAAAGCCAAACUCUCGUUCACAACCGUUUGAUUGUCCGCAGAGGGCUGGCUUUGUCAUCUGUGCGAGAUACGUCUCGAUUAAUAAAAAAUAAAAUAAAAAAAGUAACUCCAUUCCAUGAUAAAUGCAUUGCACUGAAAAAUACCAGCCACAUUUUUACAGCUCAAUGUUCCUUUAAGUGAGAUUUUACCUCCUUUUGCACUUAUUUAUUUCCUAUGGUUUGCUUGAAUUUAUUCCGUAUUGUUCUUUCGUGUGUUAUUAUAUUAUUGCUACAUAUUAUCUUUAUUCAUCGGUACUAUUUAUCUCACAGUAAUCUUAUUUAUUGAUUUAUUUAUUUAUUGCUAUCAUUUUUUGCUGCAACUCCAAAAUGCAAGGCCAGUCUUACAUAUUGUGAAUUUUAUGUUGCAUUUGUUGUACAAUAACUGGGCGUUUUAGUCGUUCAAAAUAUAUCACAGGCAUUUGUGAUGACUUUUUCUUCAUAACUGAUGUCAAAUGUAAGAAUAGUCCACUUGCGCUACCUGUUGGUGAGCAGCUGAACCGUACUGUAUGCAUCCCUGACUUAUUAUUUUUUUUAAAUGUAGUUAAUGUAUGUCACUGAAAUGAUAUCAUUUGCUUUCAUGCAUAAAUUCUAAUAAGUGAGCAAAAAGAAAAACAUUUUAUCCGAGUAACUGAGUAACGGCUGUACAGUGAGCAAAAAUCAAAUCAUCCACACACACACAAAAUGAUUUCCAUUUCUGUUCAUAUGAACUGCCUUUGGUGUGCACAUCCGUGUGUGCAUAUAUGUGCCUAAAUGUAAAUGAGUACAUGGAAUAUGAUCUGUUUUGUGGUAGAGCAGUAUUACGUGAAUGGUGAUUCAUUUUAUUCUGCAGUAUAUUUAUUUUCUGAAUGAAAAGCCUCUAAACUCUGUUUACCUACUGUUUAUACGGCAUUUUAAGUAUGUAACGAUAUUCUUGUAAAAAAAAAAUAUUCUUGUUUUAUGAUCAGGCACUAAGGUUUUCAUUCUUUUCUGUGAGACUGAACUCCUCAACCUUUGGCUUCUUUUGUGCGACAAACAACAGUGGGCUCUCAAAUAGCUUUUAUGGAUGAUAUUUUCUCAAAGCACUUCAUGUCUUCAAGCCACUAAAAUAUAAAAAUGGAUGAUUUACGGCAAUAGGGAGUAAUCUUUCCAUUAUGACUGGAUCUGUACCACUUGAUUUUGUGUUUAAAUGCACGGCCGAGGUCACCUCAGCAGAUCUGAGUGCUGUUAUUGCUGUGUUACGAUCACAAACGGCCUCGUCGCAGCACUUUUAAAGCUUUCUCUAUCACUAAACGUACCCUUUUGCACUUUUAUUCUGUUAUUUAGUGUUUAUUUAGAGCGGGUCACAUGCGUGAUCGGUGCAGGUUAAUUAGCACACUGAAGGAGUUUAACCUUAGAUUUACGUUGUCCAUUGAGGAUGUCAAAAAUAGUUUAGUUGCAGGUCAUUCA